Lachancea lanzarotensis is the source of this 1758-nucleotide messenger RNA. It is a transcript of the gene MEX67, whose product is annotated as LALA0S01e04302g1_1. The transcript has a single exon. Gene Ontology annotation, biological process: poly(A)+ mRNA export from nucleus. The record is from RefSeq and is a predicted model, not a curated record. Gene Ontology annotation, cellular component: nucleus. Lineage: Eukaryota; Fungi; Ascomycota; Saccharomycetes; Saccharomycetales; Saccharomycetaceae. Gene Ontology annotation, molecular function: protein binding; RNA binding. The coding region runs from base 1 to 1758 and encodes 585 amino acids.
AUGCAAAACAUUUAUCAAAAUCCGAACGCUUUUGCUCAGCCAAAUCCGUUAGAUAAAAGAGUGAAAAUCAGCGUUAGAGGCUGGCAAAAUGCCACCAGACAAGACCUUGUGAGCUUUGUGAGCCGUAAAACGAGAAUUGGCAUCGUGGACUCGACAGUAGAAGGUAAUCUGGUUGUCGGAUUUGUGAAUAGUCAAACGGAUGCCCAGUCAUUACUGAACUGGAACGGGGUUCGGUUUGCAGGUAAUGCUUUGAAAUUCGAGAUUUUGGGUAGUGGCACAGGGGAUGCUGGCACGUCGAAAACCAUUGUGCUAUUGAAAUCGUUCUUGUACAAGCGUUACAGUCCUCAGACGAAAAUGCUAGAUUUAGGGAAUCUCCGUAAUGACCCCGAUCUGGCUACCAACGGACUGUUUUCGUCACAGACCACUCAGUCCAAGAUUUUCCCGGCUAUGAUGAAACUGGCAUCGAAAGAAUCGCAACUCGUGGUAGAAUCAAUCAAUCUCUCUGACAACGAUCUGAGAGAUUUGAACAUGAUCUCGUGCCUGGCGCAAACGUAUCCAAAUCUCAAAAACUUGUGUCUGGCCAACAACCAGAUUUCCCGUUUCCGUGCUUUGGAAGUUUGGAAAAACAAGUUCAAACAACUGCGGGAGCUUUUAAUGAUGAAUAAUCCGAUCACCACCGAACCUUUGUAUCAAUCGGAAAUACUAAGACUCUUCCCAAGACUUGUGAUCCUUGACAAUGUGGUUGUGAGGAAUGAAGCUAAAAUGCAACAAGUGUUCUCCAUACCCAUGAAGUUACAGCAAUUUUUUUUCGAGAACAACGAACUAGGAGCUUCUUCUCUCGAGUUUGUGAGUAAUUUCCUCACAUUAUGGGACACUAACAGAAAUCAGCUUAUGGCUUUGUACACACCACAGUCCCAAUUCUCUGUGGCUGUCGACUCCUCGGUUCCCGCCUCUAGUGUGCCCAAUGCAGACCAAAAUCCAACAUUUGGUUAUUACCUCCCACUUUCACGCAAUUUGACAAAGGUAUCCAGCGAAAGAACCAAACAGCAAAGACUCGCCAUGGGACCGGAAGCUAUCGACAAGCUUUUUAAUUCCAUGCCCAAAACGAAACAUUUUCUUCAGGAGCAGGCAUCCAGCUAUUCGGUAGAAGCUUUUUCAUAUGCACAAGUUCAAGGUUUCACAAUUACAUUGCACGGAUACUUUGACGAAGUAGCUCACCCUGACCUGGACGCCAAUAAAUCCACGCCCAACUCGGCUGGUGGUCGUAAUCGGCGUUUCAAUCAUGGUCAUGCCAACACAACCAACAAACUGGCCAGAAAAUCAUUUGAUAGAACGUGGGUCAUUGUGCCUUCGCAAGGCACCGUCAUUAUUGCAUCCGACCUUUUGAAUAUAAGAGCGUAUGUGGAUGGUUCCUGGGUAGCUCAACAGCAAGCCCAGGAGCCCUUGGUUCAAGGACAAUCACCAGCUCCCCAGCUAGCCUCCCAGCCCGUACAGCCCAUGCCUCAGAAUCCUUUACAACCAGCUGUUUCCGGCGUACCGGCGACCGCAAUGCCAACAGCUCCUCUAACGUUACCAGCUGAUGUUCAGGCAAAACUAAAUCCUAUUCAACUAGAUCUCCUCAACAGACUACAUCAACAGACAAAGCUCAAUGCAGAAUUCACCUACAUGCUAGCGGACCAAAGUGGCUGGAACUUUGACGUGGCCAUGAAGGGAUUUCAGGAAAGUGUAAACAACAUACCUCGAGAGGCUUUCAUUUGA